This is a messenger RNA of Marmota flaviventris (yellow-bellied marmot), 420 nucleotides long. RefSeq names its product galectin 7 (gene Lgals7). The record is from RefSeq and is a predicted model, not a curated record. Lineage: Eukaryota; Metazoa; Chordata; Mammalia; Rodentia; Sciuridae. Gene Ontology annotation, molecular function: carbohydrate binding.
AUGUCAGGGAGCACCAAUGUCCCCCAUAAGACCUCUCUGCCUGAGGGCCUCCGCGUGGGCACCGUGAUGAGGAUUCGAGGAGUCGUCCCUGAGAAGGCCAGCAGGUUCCACGUAAACCUGCUGUGCAGCGAGGAGCCCGAAGCGGACGCGGCCUUGCAUUUCAACCCGCGGCUGGACGCCACCGAGGUGGUCUUCAACAGCAAGGAGCGCGGCGCCUGGGGCCCGGAGGAGCGCGGCCCUGGCCUCCCCUUCCAGCGCGGGCAGCCCUUCGAGGUCCUUCUCAUCACCACCGAAGAUGGCUUUAAGGCCGUGGUCGGGGACUCCGAGUACCACCACUUCCGUCACCGGCUGCCGCUGACGCGCGUGCGCUUGAUGGAGGUGGGCGGCGACGUGCAGCUGGGGUCCGUGAGGGUUUUCUGA